Molecule: messenger RNA, 2113 nt
Organism: Carlito syrichta (Philippine tarsier)
Lineage: Eukaryota; Metazoa; Chordata; Mammalia; Primates; Tarsiidae
Product: disintegrin and metalloproteinase domain-containing protein 28-like
Exons: 18
Biological process (GO): proteolysis
Cellular component (GO): plasma membrane
Molecular function (GO): metalloendopeptidase activity
Source: RefSeq, a predicted model, not a curated record
GAAUGAACCAGGGAGUUUCAUUCUGUCUCACUUGAGAGGAGGCAGGGACAGACCCAGCAGCACAGGUCUGAGCUAGACAGGCAGGUGCUGUGCUUCUGAAGUCACCCACCAUGUUGCAAGGGCUUCUUCUGAUAGUCAGUUUCCUUCUUUCUCCAGUUCCAGUAAGUGCUAUAAAAAAACUCCCUGGGAUAAAGGAGUACGAAGUGGUUUAUCCCAUAAGACUUCAUCCACUACAUAAAAGAGAGGUCAAAGAACCAGACCAACAGGAACAUUUUGAAACUGAAUUAAAAUAUAAAAUGACAGUCAAUGGAAAAAUCGCAGUGCUUUAUUUGAAAAAAAACAAGAAUCUCCUUGCACCAAACUACACAGAAACAUAUUAUAAUUCCACUGGAAAAGAGAUCACUGCAAGCCCACAAAUCAUGGAUGACUGUUACUAUCAAGGACACAUCAUGAAUGAAAAAGUUUCCGAUGCUAGCAUCAGCACAUGUAGAGGUCUAAGAGGUUACUUCAGUCAAGGAGAUCAAAGGUACUUUAUUGAACCUUUAGGCCUCACAAAUCAGGAUGAACAGGAGCAUGCACUCUUCAAGUAUGAUCCUAAUGAAAAGAUGGACAGCAGCACCUGUGGGAUGGAUGAUAUGUUAUGGGCACAUGGAUUGCGGCAGAAUGUUGCUUUGCCCGCCACCAGACUAGUAAAAUCAAAUGACUGGAAGCGUCAAGAACAAAAGAAAUACAUAGAAUACUAUUUGGUUCUGGAUAAUAGUGAGUUUAAAAAGUACAACGAAAAUCCAGAUGAAAUCAGAAAAAGGGUGUUUGAGAUGGCCAAUUAUGUCAACAUGCUUUAUAAAAAGCUUGAUACCCAUGUGAUCUUGGUUGGUAUGGAAAUCUGGACUGACCAAGAUAAGAUACAGAUAACCCCAAAUGCAAGUAUCACCUUGGAAAAUUUUUCUAAAUGGAGGGGGAGUGUCCUCUCAAGGAGAAAGCAUCAUGAUAUCGCUCAGUUAAUCACAGCAAAAGAAUUUUCUGGAUCCACUGUGGGACUUGCUUUUACAUCUACAAUGUGCUUGCCUUAUCAUUCUGUUGGUAUUAUCCAGGACCACAGUGACAAUCUUCUUAGAGUUGCAGGAACACUGGCCCAUGAAAUGGGCCACAAUUUUGGAAUGUUUCAUGACUCUUAUGUUUGCAAGUGUCCUUCUACAAUAUGUGUGAUGGAUAGAGCUCUGAGCUUCUAUAUACCCACAGACUUCAGUUCCUGCAGCCGUAGCAGCUAUGACAAGUUCUUUGAAGAUAAAUUAUCAAAUUGCCUCUUUAAUGUUCCACUGCCUAAAGAUAUCAUAUCCACCCCAAUCUGUGGGAACUAUUUGCUAGAAAUAGGAGAGGAAUGUGACUGUGGUACUCCUGAGGAAUGUACCAACAUUUGCUGUGAGGCUAAAACAUGUAAACUCAAAGCCAUUUAUCAAUGUGCGUCAGGAGUUUGCUGUGAAAAAUGCCAAUUUAAAAAGGCUGGGAUGGUGUGCAGACCAGCGAAAGAUGAGUGUGACCUGCCUGAAAUGUGUGAUGGGAAAUCUAGUAACUGUCCUGAUGACAGAUUUCAAGUCAAUGGCUUCCCUUGCAGGAAUGGGAAGGGCUACUGCUUGAUGGGAGCAUGUCCCACAUUGCAGGAGCAGUGCACUGACCUGUGGGGACCAGGAGCCAGUGUUGCAGAUGAGUCAUGUUUCAGCAGGAACGAAGGCGGGUCAAGGUAUGGGUACUGUCAGAAAGUGGAUGACACAUACAUUCCUUGUAAAGCAAAUGAUACCAUGUGUGGAAAGCUGUUCUGUCUAGGUGGGUCCGAUAACUUGCACCGGAACGGAUGGAUAGUAACUUUCCAGAAAUGUAAAGUGUUUGAUCCUGAAGACAGAAGUAUAGCAAUAGACAUGGUGGCCAAUGGUACUAAGUGUGGAAAUAACAAGGUUUGCAUUAAUGCAGAAUGUGUGGAUAUUGAGAGCGCCUACAAAUCAGCCAACUGCUCAUCUAAGUGCAAAGGACAUGCUGUGUGUGACCAUGAGCUCCAGUGUCAAUGUAAAGAAGGAUGGGCCCCUCCCAACUGUGAUGAUUUCUCAGUGGUCUUCCGUAG